AACAUAAAAUUCAUCUAAUCUCAUCUUUGAUUGCGCACACAAUAAUUCUUCCAGAUGGCCAAUCUAUUCAUUAAUCAGGCGAAACAGUACGCCGUGGGUCGCCCCAGUUACCCCAAGCAACUUUUCCAGUACUUUGCCUCCAAGACACCUUCUCAUGAUCUUGUUUGGGAUGUCGGUACUGGCACCGGUCAGGCUGCUCGAUCUUUGGCUGAGUUAUACAAGAAUGUGAUAGCCACGGAUACCAGCCCAACACAACUGGAACACGCACCUAAACUCCCCAAUAUACGAUACCAACACACCUCUCCAAUAAUAUCUAUGGAGGAGCUCCAACAGAACGUGGUGGCAACAGAAUCGAGCGUGGAUCUGGUGACGGUGGCCCAAGCCAUGCACUGGUUCGACCUCCCCAAAUUCUACGAACAGGUGAGGUGGGUACUGAAGAAACCCAACGGAGUGAUCGCCGCCUGGUGCUACAGCUUGCCGGAAAUCAACGAGGCCGUCGACGCCGUCCUGCUACGAUUCUACAAUAACUCUUACUGGGAUCCGCAGCGGAAAUUGGUGGAUGAGAAGUACACGACGAUCGAUUUCCCUUUCGAACCGGUGGAGGGAGAGUCGGACACGGGGCCGUUUGAUCAGUUCGCAAUAGAGAGGGUGAUGAAUUUUGAUGAGUACAUAACGUACCUGAGGUCGUGGUCCGCGUAUCAGAAGGCGAAGGAGAAGGGAAUUGACCUUCUCGGCGCCGAUGUGAUCGAGAAUUUCCGGCGCGCUUGGAAUGUUGACGGCGACGGCCAAAAAUUAGCGAAAUAUCCGAUUUAUUUAAGGAUCGGAAGGGUGGGGAAGCAAUAAAACAGCAUUAAAGGCAACAGAAAAAAUAAAUGGUUCUCUUAAUUCCCGCGUUCCGGGUCAAGUGGCCACAUUUGAAUUUGAUAGAUGGGUUACCCACAUAAUAUUUUGAUAUUUUGUUCAUUGGUAUCUUUCAACUUUACAUUUCCUCGCCCCUACCUCGCGAAAUUAUUUUGUAGG
Messenger RNA from Rubroshorea leprosula, 1020 nucleotides. Lineage: Eukaryota; Viridiplantae; Streptophyta; Magnoliopsida; Malvales; Dipterocarpaceae. The record is from the annotation of a GenBank genome assembly.